CGCUCGCCCACUUGGCUCGCGCAGUCGUCCGCUUCCGUACGGCAAUCACCUGCGCGCCCAGUCACGACCGCUGGCUCUCUCCUCUCUGCGCCCCGACACCUCUACGGUGCGCUAUGCUUGCGCGCGCGCCUGGUGGCAGACCUCGCGGUUGAAGAACUCCAUCCGACACCUGCUCGCGACAAACAGUGUGCGCCACAUAGUGCUCGGAGUUGUUUCACGUGUAUUCAGUGUCGCUGGACGCUUACCGGUCAGCCUCAUACGAUACGAGGACCAGCCGACGUCGACUCUGGGCCGAGAUCUCGCGACUGUCAACAAAUGGAGCCUAGACGGUCAGCGAGAUCACAGCAGCAGCAGCAGCAGCAGCAGCAGCAGCAGCAACAGCAGCAGCAGCAGCAGCAGCAGCGGCGGCAGCGGCAGCAGCAGCAGCAGCAGGAGCAGUGCGCGGAGCUGCCGAGUAUCGCGGGCUUGGAUCAAUAACAGAGGAGAGUGAGGUGGCGCGGGCGCGAGCAACGACACAACUAUCACUUGGAGGGAGGAAGCGGCGGUGCCGGCUGGUGGUGGUGGUGGUUCGGGCCGAUGGCUGCGACCGACGGCCAGAUUGUCGUGGCGGCGGCCCGCUGGGCUGACGAGGCCACCUACCUGCGCGACUUCGUGGGCAAGUACCGGCUGCCCGCCGUCAUCAAGAUCACCAAGGGCCAGUACGGCGGCCUCGGGGUGCCCACGCUGCCGGCGCCGAGCCUGCAGAGCACCGCGCUGCUCGUGUCCGCGGGCAGGCGGCGCAAGAUCGUCGCCCAGGCCGUGAAGAUCAAGGAGGGCCGCCAGGUGGUGGGAGUGGGCCCCCGCCUGGCCAUCCCCGACUCGUACGUGGGCUACUUCGAGAUCCUGAGCGAGGAGGGCCGAGCAGUGCGGGGCAUCGAGUCGGUGAGCGAGCUGGCGCGGCGCUGCCCCGAGGAGGGCGCGCUGGUGCGCGAGGCCGUGCGGGCGAUCGCGUGCAAGCUGGACGAGGCGGGCCUGGUGGUGCCCGAGGGCAGCCGCACGCUGGGCGCGGGCGAGACCAUCGCCGUGGCGGGCGAGCUGAGCCUGGCCGGGCGCGGCCGGUUCCUGCGCUGCGUCGACUGCCGCGGCGAGAGCGUGCUGCUGGCCAUGGAGCAGCGCGCGCGCUUCAGCGCGCUGGCCCGCGAGGAGAACAUCAGCGGCGUGCACACGGCCCGGGCGCUGCUGAGCAAGCGGCUGCCGCUGACGGUGCGGCUGGUGCACGGCCAGCCGCCGCGGGGCCUCAAGUCCUCCUCGCAGUUCCUGCCGGAGCUGCGGCUGCUGUCGAGCUUCGAGGAGGAGCACGUGUUCGCGCUGCCGCUGCAGCGGGAGGGCGCGGCGGUGGCGCUGCCGCUGGCCGCGCCGCUCAAGCUCGUCAAGGCGAGGAACGACGAGGCGCUGCGGGCGCUGCCCGAGUUCGGCAGGCUCGUGGAGCGGGCCGCGCGGCUGGUGGCCGACGUGGCGGACAGGGCGCACGUGCUGGACGGCCGGCUGGGCGAGAGCAAGCCGUCGCGCGGCGCGCGCGGCGGCGGCGGUGGCGGCGGCGGCGGCGGCGGCGGCUUCCUGCGGCGCUCGGCGAGCUCCGACAGCGCGAACGUGGCCCACCACCGGCACCACCACCACCACCACCACCACCACCACCACCACUACCAGCAGCAGCAGCAGCAGCAGCAGCAGCAGCAGCACGGCGGCCCGCCGGCGCACGGCUACCGGGACGAGAACCGCGUGCCGCCGGCGAGCUACAGCGAGGAGUACAACGAGAUCGACCAGAUCUACGACUACGUCAGGGGCUUCGCGCCGCUGCCGAAGAGCGCCAGGUCGCCCUACGAGAGCGCGCCGCUGUCCGCCCAGCAGGGCGCCAACCUGGCGAACGCGACGCUGGCGCCGCUGACGGUGACGAUCGGGCCGCUGCUCGACGACAGACCCGAGCCGCCGCCCAUCGAGACGAUACCGACCAAGAAGGCCCAGGCGGAGAAGCGCACGCGCCGGGCGGUCAAGGAGCAGCCGCUGGGCAGCCAGCAGGCGACGGCCACGCGCCUGGACAAGCCGCCGCUGGCCAAGCUCUACGUGAAGAACAGCGGCACGCAGCGCGGUCGGCCGCUCAUGAGGCAGAAGAGCGCCUCGCCUCUCAAGGAGACGCCGCCGGGCUUCAAGGGCGGCUCGCCGCUCUUCAACAUCCGCUACAAGAGCCUCACCAACCUGCAGCAGGCCAUGGAGCUGGACGGCACGCUCGACUCCAGCCACUCGGGCGGCCGGACGUCCGGCGACUCGGGCGCCGGCGCCAAGCUCCCGGAAAAGAGAUCGCGGCGACUGAGCAGACCGCGCUCCCUGACGAACCUCGUCUGGGAGCUGCGCAACGGAAGCGCCCGACCGGAGACGCCACCAACGGCGCAGGUCGCGCCGCUGCCGCCGGCAAAGUGCGGGCCGCGCCUCGCCGUCACCGUCGUCGCCCCCAGGCGCGUCGGCACACUCUACCUCUAAUACAUUCGACGUAGCGGAGCCGAUCUCCUCAGACAUAUACCGUGACAAAUCAAAAGUGUUUCACACAGCCAGAAUGAACGUGAACGAGCGAGAGAAAGAGAGACCGACAGCGAGAACGCGAGAAAGAGAGCGAGAGUGAGAGUAGAAAUUCAUGUAGAAGAAAAGGCCAGAGUUAAAAGCAGGUAGAGGGAACUACGGCGCACUCUUCAAACGCUUCUCGACAAGCGUGAAUAUUGUUCAACUGAGUCGUCGUCGUCGUCGUCGUCGUCGUCGUCGUCGUCGUCGUCGUCGUCGAGCUUUACAUUUUAAGCGCAGCGCUGUAUAUCGAGAAUAUGUCAUACCUCUGUGCUUUUUUUUCGUAGAUUCUUGUUUUUUUUUCUUUUGCGCGUGUCUUCUCAAAACGUAUCUAUUAAUUAAUUAUUAUUACUUGUUACAUGUAUCUCGAGUCAUAUUAUAUGUACGUAAGUCACUUUUGCUUCCAACGAUAAUAUUGUGUGUGCGCGAAGAACGAAAUGAAGAAAAAAGAAAUAUUUUUUUUGUUUUUGCUGGAUGUGCCGCUGAAGAUUGAGGGAUAAGAUAGGCUCGCAGCAAAGUUGUACUUAGAAAAGUGCAACGACGAUAUGAUGUUUAUUAGAUGCGCGUAAAGACUCGAAUGCCAUAUAUUUGAAUAACCAAGUUAUUGUGGUUGUACUUAAGUCAUACUUAUUAGAUUUUAUUAAGUUUAGAUCUAUUUCGGAUAAAACACACACAUACACCCCCCUAAUUAUUGGUGUUUUCUCAUUAAUUGCUAUCGAUAGCGAUAUCUACAUGUGCUUAGGCGAAUCUUCUUUAAGGCUGAAUUAUUAAAAUAUCGCACGAAAAAACUCUCUUAUCUGUCCAUUUUUCAUCACCUCGUCCUUCCUUAAUCGCUAAGCCUUUUUUUUUAAUCAUUUUUUUAUUGUGAUAUAUUCCUUGAGUUUUUCCUUGUUUUGACAUUCCAUUGAGGUGCCAGAAAUAUCUUUAGCCGUAACGGUCUCGAGCUGAAAUGUUCAUUUGCAAGUUAUAACGAUAAACUGGCUUCUUCUUUGCUCGUAUUUUAAGCUUCAAAUUAAAAUGUUUGUCAUUCACCAUCGAUAGUUGGAUAGCUCCUGAGUGGAAAUUUUCGGUGUGGCAAGUCCGACGGAAAUAAAAGGAAUUUCGAAUUGGAAGGAAAGAAGACAAAGCGCAGCGUUGUGUCGAAAAUGAUCGGCGGUAAAGAGGCGUAGUCUUUGCCACGUAGAUGGGGGUAAAGACAAAGGCGUGCAAAUCGUUUGUCAACAUUGAUGGUGAAUGACAGAAGAACACAGAGAGUCGAGCGCUCGGCGCGAUUGGUGAUUUCUCUCGUAUCCUCGAUACUUUUAUAAAGUAUUCCGACAGAGGCCUCUAAGAUUGAGACAUCCGUGUGACUGCCCGGGUCUCGGUCUCACUUUUUUUGUGAUUAUCGCAUAGAGAAACACGACGAACGAGUAUAACGCGUAGGCUAGGAUUAUUAUGUUUUAAUUUACGUGAUCUAUCAGCUACCGCUUUAAUGUGUAGUCGCACGGAAGCUGACGAACGAUAUAUUACUGUGGACGCACGAUGAGCGCAGAAGCGCGCGCGCGGCGUCGCAGCGUUCCGUCAAUUGACUUUUCUUUCGUCUUGCAAUUGUGUGUCGAAGCAAGUUGGGGGACACUCCGUGGAAGCGAUGCGUAUCAUUUCUCAUGAUCAAGUUGGCCGUGCCAUUGCGUUUUGUUAAGGGGAGUCAUGAAUAAUUCGAUUCGUUGAUCCACGUUUAAGUAGAAAGGACUAGAGCAAAAACCUUUUCGUGUGCUGUAAUUUUUAUCGGAAUACGUCAGUGACACAACGUUUAUCUCCAAGUGGCCUUAGGUGCAAUUCUGUCAUUGAAAGAGUCUAUUUUAGCGACGAUCGAUGUAAUUGUACUUGCAGAAGCAACGCAGAUCAUUUUUUGUUUGUUUUAUUUCUCAAUGUGCUGCAGCCUUCAUUUCUCAAUGAUUUAUAUCGACAAACAUCUAUUGCGAGGACUUUGCGCAUGAUUGUACGUGUAUCAUAUAAGUUUAUAAUUUUUUUAGCUCGUAAGUUCAGAAGCAUAGUUUAUAUUAUUAUAUCGCAUACAAGUAUCAUAACUUACGUAUAAUACGAAGGAACGAUUUUUCUUUUGUGACGAAGGCACACGGUCCCCUUUACGACAUUUCUGAACUCGGCUCGCGACAUAGUCGCCUUCACUGGGCGAAUAUUUCUCGUAUCAACGUUCAUCGGCAGCCCUAUUUUGCCGCGAUAUGACUUUUCAAUUUUCUCUCGCGUGGCUAUUUUGUUUUUGUUUUUUUUUCUCAUUUUUACUUUCCGAGGGGGUUUCACUAAGAUCUUUAUUAAUCGGCACUUUUUAUGGUCUAUUGUUAGUACUUGUUUCCGUUGAUUCUUCUGGGCAUCUGUUUUAUGAUUGAUACUAAUUCAAAUACAUCAUCGCGGCGAAAUGCUCAAGUGUAAGGGUUGAGGACCGUCUGUGCCUUCGAUUGCUCGUUAGCACGAUUUUUUAAUUGUAACAACAGCAGCAUACACUUUUGUGAUUUUCAUAAGCAAUUGUUCAGUUUUUAUACUUUCAGUAAUGCUUAUCUAGAUUAGCCUGUGUACCCUAAAGAGUGUUUCAA
Messenger RNA from Phymastichus coffea, 5177 nucleotides. RefSeq lists its product as uncharacterized. The coding region runs from base 577 to 2514 and encodes 645 amino acids. The transcript is spliced from 8 exons. The record is from RefSeq and is a predicted model, not a curated record. Lineage: Eukaryota; Metazoa; Arthropoda; Insecta; Hymenoptera; Eulophidae.